Messenger RNA from Colius striatus (speckled mousebird), 6458 nucleotides. It is a transcript of the gene CLCC1, whose product is annotated as chloride channel CLIC like 1. NCBI's taxonomy places the organism in Eukaryota, Metazoa, Chordata, Aves, Coliiformes, Coliidae. The transcript has 12 exons. Gene Ontology annotation, cellular component: endoplasmic reticulum; membrane. Gene Ontology annotation, molecular function: chloride channel activity. The record is from RefSeq and is a predicted model, not a curated record. The coding region runs from base 142 to 1698 and encodes 518 amino acids.
GUGCGAGGCCCGCAGGAGGCCCGCGGCUGCCGCGUUCGGCGGCGCUGAGCUCUGCGCGGCGCCCGCGGGCUCCUUUCUUUGCAAAACAGAAUUCCGUGAGUGGAGUUCCCUGCGCUUGAUGCACAGCCGAGGUUGCACAGGAUGCUGUUCCCGUUGGUGGUGUGUGCAGUUGUGGUGCUGGGCAGUGGUAAAGGUCAAGAUGACGAAUGGAUUGACCCCACUGAUAUGCUCAAUUACGAUGCAGCCUCAGGAACAAUGAGAAGACCUUACAAGGCAGACUAUCAUGACUCUGAGGAUAAGACCAUGAAUACAGUCAGUACUGAACCCUUAUCAAGCUGUUCUGGAGAAGUAGAUGCCUUGCAACGGAAGGUUGCAGAGUGUGAGAAGAGGAGCGCCAGGUCACGCGAGAGCCGCAGCUUUUACAUCUUUAAGAGAUACUUGAAUAAAAUUUUAAAUGAAGCUGGAAAACUUGGCCUUCCUGAGGAAGAUGUGGGCCAGGUCCAUUAUGAUGCUGAGAUCAUCCUUACAAAACAGACCUAUUUGGAGAUCCUCAGGUUCCUCAGGGAAGAAACUUGGCAGUCAGGUGCUGUGGAUGAUGCACUUAGUGAUAUUUUGAUCAAUUUUAAGCACCAUGAUUAUAAAGCUUGGCACUGGAGAUUUGAAGACACGUUUGGAAUUGAUCUAUAUAAUAUGUUUCUGAUCCUCUUGUGCUUAGUGUGCAUUGUCAUGGUAAUAGCUACGGAGCUCUGGACGAGGAUUCACUGGUUUGUUCAGCUCAAGCGUGUGCUAUUAAUAAGCUUUCUCAUCAGUUUUGCAUGGAAUUGGCUUUACCUGUAUAAGUUGGCCUUCGCACAGCAUCAGGCAGAAAUUGCCAAAAUGGAGCAGUUUGACAACGUCUGUGCUGAGAAGUUGGACUGGAGGGGAAGUCUCAUUGAAUGGCUCAGAAGUAAAUGGACGUUUCAGGAUGAUCCCUGCCAGAAAUACUAUGAAAUUCUGCUCAUAAAUCCUGUCUUGCUGGUUCCACCCACAAAGGCAUUGGCAAUUACUUUCACCAACUUUGUAACUGAGCCUUUGAAGCACGUAGGACAAGGGAUUGGUGAAUUCAUCAAAGCACUUAUGAAGGAGAUUCCAUUUAUUCUGCAGGUUCCAGUGCUAAUUAUGAUGGCUCUGGGUGUCCUGGCUUUCUGCUAUGGUGCAGGAUCAUCAGUGUCUGUGUUGAGAUACUUAACAUCUUAUCAGAAGAAAACUCUUCCUCCACCAGACAGUCCACGGGAGAAAAUAGACUUUGGGCACUAUGACAGCAGUAAACCAGAGACCUACUAUUUACAGACACCUCCUCACCUUUACAGAGGCCCUCGUGAUAGAGGAGACGUUCCCGUGAGACCAGGAAACGGCAGCAGAAGCCGUGAGAUAGUGUAUCCCUGCGAUCAGCCAGAUGCGCAAGUAGAAGAGUCUCACAAAGCAGACCCUGCUAAUAGAUUGCACACCGAGUCCACAGCUGCUAGACUAGAAACUCUGACAGCUGAAAGCCUUCCUGAAGAUGUACUCAAGCAGCAGAAACAAGAGAUGGGUAAAGCCGAGCCAGGGGCUGCAGAAAGUAGUGAUCUGAAUCAAAACCUGGAGGGCAGAAGCCCUGCAGUGGAACCAGGGGAGAAGAAGAUGACAAGCCACUCACAUGACUCACAGGAGGGAGACUAAGGAAGCCCCAGCUCUGUGGUGGAGUUGAGGACGUUGCCACUGAAGCAGCUGAGAAUCUGUUCUUCUCCUGGAAGUAGCAUCUCUGAUCAUCCAUCCUGUUACUCUGGAAUCGACUCAGCAGAUCAAAGAAGCCUUCAUCUGCCAUUGCCUCCCGACUGUUUUUCUGAAGAGAAGAGUUAGGGGUACUUAAAACUCAAGAGUACCUGAAAGCAGGACAAGUGCAUCCCAGCUCCAUUCCAGUAGCAGGUUUGAUAUUUGCAUAUCUUAAAUCCAUUCAGUGAAUUGUUUUAAUCAUCCAUUUAUACAGAGGUAAGAGGGGAGCUAAUAACACGGGAAGCAGUUGCAGAGGGAAAGUGCAUUAGAAACGUUUCAUUGUCUGAAACGGUUCUCCAACCACUCCGCCUGGAGUUACUCCUCAGCCAUGAAUCCAACAGAUGCCCAUGAAAGAGUGAAACAAGAGCAGUAAUGAAGAGUUGUCUUCUCAGGUCUUAGGUCAAAAGCACUGAUCGCUCACCCAGAUCAAGUGGCUAAGUUCUUUUAUUCUUACCUGACUUCUGGCAGCAGUGUCAACAGCCUAAAAAGUACUUGUCAAAAAUACGUCUUGCUGCCUGAAUCAGAAAACCUAGAUUUGGUUAAGCUUGGAGAAAUAGGGUCCAGAAGAGAUGACAAGUAAAGUACAUGCACAAGCUGAGCUGUGAUUUUAAGAAAAUCCACCAGAAAGACGAGUUCCAAGAGCAGGACAAGGUUAAAGCUGGCAGCACCCCACAGAGCUGGAGGCAGAUCCUGCACCACUGAACUGAACCAGGGCCCUGAACUGAACCAAUGCAACGCGGUCCCCGGCACUGGCCACGCUCUCUGCGCUGCUCACACCGAGGGCAGGAUGGGCCCUCACCUCGCCAGACCUACCCUCUGGGAGCCUGGAAGUCGGUGGUCAAUAGAAUUACUGGCAUCCUGCAAAACUUUGGAAGCGGGGCCGUUUUUGUACUUUUUGCCUUUUAGUCGAUUUACAAAAUGCAGUUUUGCUGAAGGUUUGGCAACCAGUGGUUUCUGCUUAGCAAGAAUUUCACUGUUCCAGUUCUGAACCUAAGAAAACAAGAGUCAUUAAAUUAAGCCUUCUGAUUUUCAGUACCUGGACUCUUACCUCUUGCUGCUUACUGCUGCUUUUUCCUCCCCAAAAUGAAGCAGCUAUAUGUUACUUAGUUAAUCCAGCCCCAAGCAUGUGAAACCUCAGGGUUUGGGUCUAUUCCUUGACCUGCGAUUAGUGAGCUCGUGUUCCCUGAAGCAGGUUAGUGCUGUUACUGCUCAGUCUUCCACCUCAACUGUAAUGCAACACCUGAUUGAUUAAAAUACGGUCAAAUAGUACAGUUCACCAAACAGGCUGCAGUUUUCCUUGCUGACUGCAGGGCAGGAAAUGCAGUUACUGUGGAUACUGACAUGCAGACAGAGCUGCCAUCCCCCCCUGACAGCACUGUUGUGGGAAAGACAGUUUUACAAAGUCUUGAAGCAGAAAAAACCCAGACACUCAAGCAGCUUUCUGUGAACUCCUGGAUAAACACACAAUUCCUAGGAAAGACUGAAAAGGAAGAGAGAAGAAUGCCAGCGCAAAAGCAAACAGGAACCACCUCCUCUUUUCACUGCUGCCAGAAGGGAAAGCUUCAUCAACUUGGCACAUGUUCCACAACUUCUCUUCUAAAAUCACACAGUCAACAAAAUGGACAGCUUUAUCUACAUCUGACAAACUCAUUCUAGUAACUGAAGAAACCCUCUUUUUUAGUUAAUUGAACAUGAGAAAGGGUGAAGAUGGUCACAAGUCUUUCUGGAACGCUGCCUGGCAGAUGGAUUCCUUUCAAAGGCUCCAAGGUGAGCACACAGAUUCCAGCUCCAAGCAGGUGGCAUCCUGUGCCAUCACCCCUAAAGCCCCUGUCAUCACUGUUUUAUAGGGGAAAGAUACUGAUGGAAUGAAUUUUCAGCAUCUCCUACGUAUCUGGAAUAAAGCCCUUUGUAAGAGCUAAGCUGCAAUAGUAGGUUAAUGCUUUAUUACAAAUAUCCACAUGAAACAUUUCAGUGUAUUUAGGACACGGACUAUCCCAAGCUAUGUCUUUUAAAAGACAUCAGAUAGAUUCAGGGAGUAAGAACACACAUCUGCUACUGACGACUUAGAGGUUCCUGCAGAGGAAUCACCCUGGACUGAACCCCAGAUCUUUCUUUUCAAAUCUGUAGGCAAAGGGGCAUCAAUGCUGCCUUUAGCUGUACCUGCUCUCCAGAUGGAGGCUUUGAGAUUUCAUUUCCUAUCUGAUAAACAGAAGGGCAGGCUGUGCAUCAUAGGAAGAGAGGGGAAAACUGGAUAUCCUAGGAGGGAGGGAAGGAAAACAGCAAUUUCAGUCUGCCCCUGGAGGCAUCACUGUAGACCUGCCAGCCCAAAGGCAGACAGAAUCUGAUGGAAAUCUCUCUAAGAUUGAUACAAGGACUUGAAUCAGGAACUCCCAGCUCUAAGAGGCUGCUCUGAACUUGAGGGGAAGUUACUUUACCCAUCUAUGCUUUAGCAUUUUGGCAUGGCACCUUUACCAUGUUGAACCCCUCAGGCCUUGCCAGUAGGUUGAAAUCCCAGAGCAAAAAAUCAUGGUUUUUCAGUGCCCAUAAAAUGACUGCAACCAGAGGACAUGUUCAGAACAGCUGAACCUAAAGCUUAGCAGUUUCACUCUGCAUCACUUUUGUGCUGCACCCUCAAACCACAUUUAAGGAGGAGACAAAAGGCAUCUCUUUGAUGCAUGCUCCAUGACCCCAUUCUCCCUUCCAGGGGAGGGGAGUAAGGUAAGCUUGCCACAGCCCUCACACCCACUACAGCUGUCAGACCCUGACUGUGACCUAUGUGCCCAAACUACUGUUAGAAUGCUGACAGCUGCUUUUAUCCUACUCUUAACAGACUCCUUAAAUAAAAAUAGGGAUGCAAAUCACACAUCAACCUGCUGAGCUUUUUAAAAGUUAUUGAGUACAGAACUUCUGACUAUUCAUAACUGCUGAAGUUGAAGCCUUAGAAACAUGCCAUUGCAACCUCACUCCCAGAAUAGAAAAAGCGAAGUGCCAACCUUUUCUGGUGUUAAUUUCAUGAGUUCCAUGUUCUCCAUGCUGUGUCGGCGUCCUACUCUCGGUCUGGUACCUUCAAGAAAGAUCAAGUUCAUCUUAUUAUGAUGUAUGAUGUCACUUUCAAAGCUGUGGCUGCAUCAUCUAAUGUCCAAGCCACAGCAAUUCUGAGUUCCCAAAUGGUGCACUUCAAUCUAUCAGCAGAGAAUGAACAUCCCCUAGUAAAAGCAGCCUUCAAAACCACACUGAUGUAAGCUACUUAAAUUGCUUCCAUGGGACACAAGAGAAGGCCCAUCAAAUGAACCGAAUUCUACUAGACACCCCCGAGUCACUAAGAUGGUAGGAAUGAAAAAAAAAGGAAAGGCAAGUUAACAGCAAACAGACAAAUCUCCCACAGUAAAAUGAACAAAAAAAGAGGAGACACCCCAUUAGAAACACUGUGCGAAGAAGCUCCUCAGUAACCUGUGAUUCACAAUGCAAAUUCUCCAGAAAAGGAGGAGCUGAAGGGGUCUGGUACUACAAAAAUCACCUUUGCUGGUUGGGGGAAAAAGCCUGCAUAACCAUCUGUAGUCAGAAAACAGAUUCUUUUUGAAGUUCACUGUUAACAAGUAUUGCAGAAAUAGGCACGUACCAUUCCAACUGGUAUCUGCCACGUGGCUUUCUGCCAUCAUGGAGUUGUUUGUGCUGUAGCUUAAUCCAAGAACCAUUUGAAGAUCUGAGAGAUUAAGUCUAGCAGUGAGUUCCCCACUUCUGUCCCCUACCUGUAACCAAAUAAAAUAAGCAGUUCUGUUACUGUAACGAAGUACACAGAAUUGUAAACAUAAGGCAAACCUUGUCCCCUAGCUUUCAGAAAGAAAAAGGCUCAAAAAGUUUUCCUGGUUGAAAACCACAAGAAUAAUCUUUUUAAUCAAGUGCAUUGCAACUAAAAGGUACAAAGUAGAGCCCAAGAUAACCUCUGCUGAGCUAUUAACUUGGGCUCCAUGGUGACACUGCCGGAGGUGGCACAGGAAUAAGGAGCAAGUUGCAGCAAGACAUGGCUGAAAUCAGUUGGAAUCAACUCAAAGUCCAUGCCAGUAUUCAUACCACACACAGGGACACACCUCUGUCACAGCACUGUUUAAGGCAGAACAAAAAUCCACAGCCAUACAGGGAGUGUGAAAACCAUACCUCUCUGGAGAUCUCCAAGUGCCUUUCUGCAAAAUGCAUCGCUUGGUCGUGAUUCCCCAGAGCUGUGUAUGCAUUCCCUAAACUCCAGCAUGCUCUUCCUUCACCAAUUCUGAAACAAAUGAACAGCUUUUCAGUUGAACCCUGGCUGAACAAGGGUCAGGGUUUCACUGCUGUGCCACAGGAAGGUCGCUGGGCCAAGAGAAAUGAAGGUCAUCCUCAGAAACAAUUCCAACACUGACACGUCAAGUAUUGUAUUCAGAGGAAUUCACAGAAUAGGGAUAACCAUCAGCAGGAGCAAAGCUAAUUUAAAAAAAAAUCAUUUUUAAGCUCAGCAAACACAAGACCCCUCAGCACUGCAAGCAUGGAACAUUCGAUAACCACCACAGCUUCCCCUCAGAUCGCAUGCCUUACUGCUCUUCAUAUACCCAGCUCAUUGAGUUAGAAGAAGUGCACUUAAAACUUGUAAAAAAUGUUAGUUGUACCCAAUGUCAUUAAAAAAGGUUAUAAAAUAA